CGGUUUCUAUAGUCAGUGUAGUGUGUGUAACCACGGAGUGUAUAUUGUAAUCUAGAGUCCGUGGUGUAACGCAAAAGCUUGAUGAUUUGUUUUUCAGAGACGAUGCAUUGAACCCUAUAUUAAGGGACUGUUUGAAAUAUAUAUACAUAUCUUCAAUAUUAAUGCGUGGGGAUAACAACAUGCCAAGUACACGUGCAUUUAAAUGAAUGUGAAGUGAAGCUACGCUGAACACUUGCCGCUCUCACCAUGACGUGCGAAGUUAUCCGAAUGUGUGUAUCAGUCCAAUUCACUUCCUGUGCUGAAUAUUGCGAAGCAUUUCGAUUUUAUUGCAUUAAUUCGUCAAUUAUAUAAAAGCUGAUAUUUUUUACGUUUUCAUGCUAACUAACUUUUCUUCUCAGAUUUAAUGCACUAUUUUGUGUCAUGGACUUACCUGCAAUGUACCUGCACAAAGGUGUGGAGUUGUAGCGUCAAAACAAUCACAGCUCUACUGGCCGAAGGCUGCAGGAACUUAUGUGAUGACUGGUGCUGGAACGUCAUCACCAAACCAACAUGGCUGCCCGGCACAUCGCCAUAGAGAGCUGGCUGGGGGCCCUAGAUUUGAGCCCCUAUCUGCCAUGUUUUAGCGCGUACAAUGGUGUAGAGGAUCUGCUGUACGUUACCGAGGCUGAUAUCAACAACCUUGGAGUGAAGAAUGCAGCUCACCGAGCCAAGAUGACCUCCAGUCUGAACAUGCUCAGAGAUAAAUAUGAGAGAUCCAGCACUCCAGGUGAGAGCUCCAGCACUCCAGGUCGAAAGGUUCCAUCCACGCAGCAAUUUCAACGGAAUCAAAGCGCUACUGCACAACUCUCCUGGUCGCAACCCUCCCUUGUGAACAGCCCUGACUACCAGCAGGUGGGUGUCCCCCCAGUGUCACCUGAGCAACUGCAGCAUGACCUCCUAGUGGAGCUACAGGGCGACCCCGCGGACUUAAAGAGCAAGGCCUGGUACCACGGGAGCGUUUCCCGGCAACGAGCAGAGGGUUUGGUCACCAAAAACGGUGACUUUCUGAUACGAGACUGCAUCUCAAAUCCUGGGAACUUUGUCUUGAGCUGCUGCUGGAAGGGGGGUCCUUUGCAUUUCGUGAUAAAUUCCACGCUUUUUGAUCAGGGACCAGGAAAACUGCCGAAAGUUUCCUAUCAUUUUGAAGAGCUGUAUUUUAGCAGUGUUCAGGAGCUUGUUCAGUAUUACAUGGACGAGUGUAAGACAAUCACAGACAUAUCUGGGGCAGUUAUCACCACCCCAAUAGCACGUUCCAUGCCCUUAAGCUUCUAUGAUAGUAAAUACGGAGUGAUCAACUCUAAAGUAAAUAUGCAUGGACACACCUAUAGCAAUAUCACUAUAUCUCGGAAUUCUUCUGUUGCAACUACAAUGCAAAGUGUUCCUCCAAAUGUCACCCUUCCAAACCCAAUAGCUUCCAUGGCUAUGAGUCGCAGUCUGUCAGGGUCAGGUUUAUCCCAGCAACACAGGUCACCACAUACACCCCCUUUUGGAAGCCCCCUUGGGACCUCAGGUUUCAGCCCAAAGGUCAGUCCUUCAGUGAGCCCCCAACAGGACCGCAGAAUUACGCAUGUGGAACGUUCCGGAAGUCAGCCAUUGCUGUCUGUGAAUGAUGUGCCUGUAUUCAUCCCACCACCUAUGGACAGGGCUGAUAGUCUGCCUGUUCUGCAAGACAAGUACAGACAAGUGACUCCUGUCAGAGAUAUGCCAGGAACUUUCCCCUUGGAAGACUCCGGAAUCUAUAAACUAGCUACUCCCAGUUUGUCGGUGAGUUCUAAUGCCCCUCCAGUUUCAUCUUCUGUACCCCAGCCAGCAUACUUCCAUCACAGGUCAGGGAGCGCCCCUGUGUUGACCCCAGGCUUCAACCUCACUCAGACCUUUGACCUGCUGACACCGCCCACUCCAAACAACCACCAUGUGUCUGACAGUGAUCUCUCUAAAGCCCCACCCCCAAAACCCAGCAGGAUACCGUCUGUGAAGUACUUGAAGAAGCCUGACAUCAAAGUUAGAAACAAGGCCCUUUAUGAAGACGAUGAUAGGGAUUAUAGUGACUAUGGUCAAGUCAAGUCUGAGCCAAGUUGGCUCCAUGAACCACCAACUCGUGACAAAGAAGUCAAUGAAAAGAUGUAUGAUAAUAGUGCUACACAGUUAAAAUCUUUGUUAGAACCUGUUGAUGUAAAUCAAAAUGUUUCAAAAAGUGAAAGCAGAAAAAUCUCAGAUACUAAGUUUAAUAUUCUUGAUGGACAUGAUGAUUCUAACACCCCUGCUUUUCCUUUGGAAUUAAAUCUAAAAGGAGGCCAAAAAGUUCCAGCAAAGACAAAUCAAGUAAUGGAACCAAAAGUGAAAAUACCAAAAAUAGAAAGUGAGUCCAGUUUUAAUGUGAAUAAUAACACAUCAAAAUUGCUGCCGAAUGAGAACAAACUGCUAGAGCCAUCAGUGUUAAUGUGCGUGAGAACACAUCUUCUUGAAACCAAUGCUCAGAUAUUAGCCAAGCACCUGACUAAAGUUGACCUAGAGCAUUUGAAGGUCAUCACCGAUGAUGACCUUGGUUUGAAGGUCACCUCUGGACUGGAGCUGAUCACUCUGCCACAAGGAAAGCAGCACAGACUGGAUGUAUUGGAGAGGAUCUACUGCCUCCAAGCCUUUAUCAAGGUCAUGAUCCUCACGUGUCCCAAGGUGUCUGAUCGUGCGGCCAUGGUGUCCCAGUGGAUACAGGUUGCCGUGGAAACCAAGGGGCCUCUGGGAAACCACUUUGCCUUUGAGAACAUCAUGGAGGCUCUGGUGUCAGAUCAAAUACAGCGGCUACGCGACACCUGGAUGGUCUUACGGCAAACACACACUAACAGUGCAUUCAUGUUUGACACCAAACUGAGACCAGCAUUCCGUAUGCUGCACGACGGUAGCAGCUCACUUCCUGUGCAUGAUGUCAGCAUUCCCAGCAUCAAUCCCAUAGUGCACCUGCUGGAGCGGACGCUGGACGACAAGAGUUAUCUUCCAUGGGAGACAACUGACAUCAACAACAGCCUCGACGUGAUGCUCAUACAUCUGGAUCUUGCACGGAUCAUAACAGCUCAGUGUGGGAUGUAUAAGGUGACUGGAAAGUUGCGGAUAAAGGACUUGGAAAUCUGCAGAGAAAAAUACGAAAUGUUUCACACUGUUUUUCAUUUGAGAUUCCUGUGGGGAUUUAAAGGCGCGGGCGUGAACCGAACAGAAAGGCACAAUAAGUUCACGAUGUUGUUGACAGCGUACUCUGAAAAGAUCGAAAAAGCAGAUGAUGAUGGCACUGCUGUUUGAUUAAUAUACUGUUUGUAUAGUGGUUUAGUUGUGGUUUUUAUGAUGAUGGUGACGUAAGUAUUACUAAACACUAAUGCUCAAUAUGGUUUCAGAGUCAGACUUCUAUAAUUUUUCUCAUACUCAAGAGGAUUACUCUGUUUCUAUAAACCUUUCAAAUGAAUAGUGAAUAAUAAGGGUGUCUACUAAAACUAAAACUUGGGACUUUCAUUAGUAACUGAUACAUAACUAAGGUAAAUAGUUCCCUUAUAUAGAUUGUACAUAACCCUAUGCUUUCAAGUAGGAGGCUAAUUUCACUUGGAAAAAUAUAUGUGUAACAGCAGUAUGUAUGUUAUCUAUUUAUACAAUUCUGUGAUAGCUCUGUAUUUUUGUUGUUCAUAUUAAUUACAUAAUAUACUAGCAAUUAUACUUGUAUAUGCUUGUAUAGCUGUAUUCAAUAUUAUACUGGCUGAAACGCAAAUGUAAUUAUACUGUAUUCUUUAUGUUAAACUCAAAAGAAAUAAAAUUUGACAUAAACUUAA
Dreissena polymorpha is the source of this 3848-nucleotide messenger RNA. RefSeq names its product breast cancer anti-estrogen resistance protein 3 homolog. Gene Ontology annotation, biological process: small GTPase-mediated signal transduction; positive regulation of peptidyl-serine phosphorylation. Gene Ontology annotation, molecular function: protein binding; guanyl-nucleotide exchange factor activity. Lineage: Eukaryota; Metazoa; Mollusca; Bivalvia; Myida; Dreissenidae. Bases 550 to 3330 code for a protein of 926 amino acids. The record is from RefSeq and is a predicted model, not a curated record. The transcript has 8 exons.